Clunio marinus is the source of this 246-nucleotide messenger RNA. The record is from the annotation of a GenBank genome assembly. Lineage: Eukaryota; Metazoa; Arthropoda; Insecta; Diptera; Chironomidae.
AUGAAAAGUUGUUAUACUGAAAAUUUAACUAAGCGUCUAGCUAUUUAUUUGAAUAAAUCAAGAGCUUUGAAUUUAUUUUUAGAUGAAAAUCUUAAGGGAGUAAGCAAACACAAAAACGGGAAUGCAAAAGACGGCAAAGACCAAAAACGUUUGGGUUUGCUACAUGCUGAAAUCCUAUACAAAUCUCCUUACGUUGUUGUUCUGAGUACCUCUUUAGCAUUCAACAUACGUGACAACAUUCGUUGA